Neogale vison (American mink) is the source of this 3295-nucleotide messenger RNA. RefSeq names its product potassium voltage-gated channel subfamily C member 2 (gene KCNC2). The record is from RefSeq and is a predicted model, not a curated record. NCBI's taxonomy places the organism in Eukaryota, Metazoa, Chordata, Mammalia, Carnivora, Mustelidae. Bases 205 to 2043 code for a protein of 612 amino acids. The transcript is spliced from 5 exons. Gene Ontology annotation, cellular component: axon; voltage-gated potassium channel complex; neuronal cell body membrane. Gene Ontology annotation, biological process: potassium ion transmembrane transport; protein homooligomerization. Gene Ontology annotation, molecular function: protein binding; delayed rectifier potassium channel activity.
GGCUGGCUCCGCGACCCCAGCGCCGCGAGAAGCGGCCCAACCACCUGAACCCGGAAAACGCCAACAAGUAGUUUUUCGUUGGAGAAGGGCGGCUCGGCUGGGUGUCAGGACUCAGUCCGGCUGCCCGGAGAACCUCGUCCACUCGGAAACCAAAGCAGAAGCACUUUUCUGUCGGUCUCGUUAAGUCAUGUCUGAACCACAGAGAUGGGCAAGAUCGAGAACAACGAGAGGGUGAUCCUCAAUGUCGGGGGCACCCGGCACGAAACCUACCGCAGCACCCUCAAGACCCUGCCUGGGACGCGCCUGGCCCUUCUCGCCGCCUCCGAUCCCCAGGGCGACUGCCUGACGGCGGCUGGCGACAAGCUGCAGCCGUCGCCCCCUUCGCUCUCGCCGCCGCCGCGACCGCCCCCACUGUCCCCCGGGCCGGGCGGCUGCUUUGAGGGCGGCGCGGGCAACUGCAGUCCCCGGGGCAUCGGCGGCGACCACCCUGGGGGCGGCCGCGAGUUCUUCUUCGACCGGCACCCCGGCGUCUUCGCCUAUGUGCUCAACUACUACCGCACGGGCAAGCUGCACUGCCCCGCCGACGUGUGCGGGCCGCUCUUCGAGGAGGAGCUGGCCUUCUGGGGCAUCGACGAGACGGACGUGGAGCCCUGCUGCUGGAUGACCUACCGGCAACACCGUGACGCCGAGGAGGCGCUCGACAUCUUCGAGACCCCCGACCUCAUCGGCGGCGACCCUGGCGACGACGAGGACCUGGCGGCCAAGAGGUUGGGCAUCGAGGACGCGGCGGGCCUGGGGGGCCCCGACGGCAAGUCUGGCCGCUGGAGGAGGCUGCAGCCCCGCAUGUGGGCCCUCUUCGAGGACCCCUACUCGUCCAGAGCCGCCAGGUUUAUUGCUUUUGCUUCUUUAUUCUUCAUCCUGGUUUCAAUCACAACCUUUUGCCUGGAGACACAUGAAGCUUUCAAUAUUGUUAAAAACAAGACAGAACCAGUCAUCAAUGGCACAAGUGUUGUUCUGCAAUAUGAAAUCGAAACGGAUCCUGCCUUGACGUAUGUAGAAGGAGUGUGUGUGGUGUGGUUUACUUUUGAAUUUUUAGUCCGUAUCAUUUUUUCCCCUAAUAAACUUGAAUUCAUCAAAAAUCUCUUGAAUAUCAUUGACUUUGUGGCCAUCCUACCCUUCUACUUAGAGGUGGGACUCAGUGGGCUGUCAUCCAAAGCUGCUAAAGAUGUCCUUGGCUUCCUCAGGGUGGUAAGAUUUGUGAGGAUCCUGAGAAUCUUCAAGCUCACCCGCCAUUUUGUAGGUCUGAGGGUGCUUGGACACACACUUCGAGCUAGUACUAAUGAAUUUUUGCUGCUGAUAAUCUUCCUGGCUCUAGGAGUUCUGAUAUUUGCUACUAUGAUCUACUAUGCCGAGAGAGUAGGAGCUCAACCUAACGACCCUUCAGCUAGUGAGCACACGCAGUUUAAAAACAUUCCAAUUGGCUUCUGGUGGGCUGUAGUGACCAUGACUACCUUGGGCUAUGGGGAUAUGUACCCCCAAACAUGGUCAGGGAUGCUGGUGGGAGCCCUGUGUGCUCUGGCUGGAGUGCUAACAAUAGCCAUGCCGGUGCCUGUCAUUGUCAACAACUUUGGAAUGUACUACUCCUUGGCAAUGGCGAAGCAGAAACUUCCAAGAAAAAGAAAGAAGCACAUCCCUCCUGCCCCUCAGGCAAGCUCACCUACUUUUUGCAAGACAGAAUUAAAUAUGGCCUGCAAUAGCACACAGGGUGACGCAUGUCUGGGCAAGGACAAUCGGCUUCUGGAACAUAACAGAUCAGUGUUAUCAGGUGACGACAGUACAGGAAGUGAGCCGCCAUUAUCACCCCCAGAAAGGCUCCCCAUCAGACGCUCUAGUACCAGAGACAAAAACAGAAGAGGGGAAACAUGUUUCCUACUGACGACAGGUGAUUACACGUGUGCUUCUGAUGGAGGGAUCAGGAAAGAUAACUGCAAAGAGGUUGUCAUUACUGGUUACACGCAAGCUGAGGCCAGAUCUCUUACUUAAUGGCUUGGGGAAGGCACAAAACAUGAGAGAAAGGUAACUGCCGGCCAGGCUUGCAUUGUUUAGCCAGGAAUUGCUGCUUGGAACUAGAGUCAUAUAUAUCUAUAUCUAUAUCUAUAUCUAUAUCUAUAUCUAUCUCUAUAUAUUUUUUUAAUCCCAGGAUUUGUCAUCAUUUUCCGAGGCAAAGUGCCAAAUAUCACCCAAAGCUCUCAUGUCCUUAUUUUUUUAAUACUCCUUCCUUUAUUUUUAUUUAUUGAUUUUUGUGCAAACAUCAAAAAUUAUUGUGGUUCACAGGAGGCUUUUUAGACCAGCCUUAAAUUUCUGACUCACAGGAUUGAUCAGAUUUUCAGGCAGUAUUUAACCAGGUGCUUUGUCCUGUAUGUUGUUUCUGUCUGUCUGUCUUAGCUCCCUGUCUUAAAUGUAUAUGCCAUCUGUCUUCAUGAAGCACAGAGAUGCCUUGAUAAGAUGUUCCUGGUUUUAGUACUGGGUCCUCUCCCUUGCCCCCUGCCUUCUCUGCCCUUUGGAACAGCCUCUCUGCUUUGUGUAUAAAUGAAUGACGCCCUGCAGACUACCUAAGUCCAUCGGUACUGUGAGCCUUUUUUGAUAAGCAGGAUUUAAGCAGCAGCAUCACAUUACCAUUGGUUGCUUGCUGCACCUGUCAGUUUCUACUACCUAGCAACCAGCAUUCAUCACUACACUCCAGCAAAACCCCGAGGGAGUUUUAUUCAGUCCAAGUGGAAGAAAUUCUGUUUACAACAUCCCUGGGAAGCCACUAGUGAUGGUGUGUCUGGUGUAUUGGGCGUGUGAGGGAAGAAAAAUGCCAUAAUAUAAAUUGAGGGAUAAACAAUAUUUCUAAGGCAUUCGGGAUCCUUGAGACUGUUGAUUAAUCCUUAAUUCUCAUGUUUAUUUUUUUUGUUAGGAAGACAAAUGUCAUUUUUAUUAUUGGCCACAUAACAUCUAUUACUCUAUAUCCCUAAGUCCUAAAGCAUGAACUGCAUGUCAGAGAUCUUGUACAGCAACGAAUUUACCCAGACGUACACAUCUGAUAUUUAGAGAUUCAAUGAUCUUUUUUAAUAACACCACACUUAGAAAGUUAUAAUGACCUAUAGCAUUGUGGUAAAGGAAUUAAUAUGCUGUCUGGUGCUGCUGUUAUUGACUGCAGUGUUGUACAGAAUUUGUCAUGGAUUUUUGACCGCUGAAAAAGGGACAAUGGAAUUUAGCCAUACCAAGGACUGUACUGGAAACAGACUUCUGC